UCAGUCAACAGGUCGGCGGCGCCGAGAGAGGACCGCCCGUCCACGUCCGAGACAGACUCCCUUAGCGCGCGGCGGAUGCAGAAGGGAGGACCUCCGCGGAGUGCACACGGCCUCUUUGUUGUUGUUCUUCUUCCUCCCCUCCGGGAACAGGGAUAAAACACAAGUACCUAGAGUAGAUCGUUCCCGCCUGAGGAGUUACCCCCUCUCCCCUCGCCCAGGAGACGACCACCGCCCGCCAUGGAUAUAUUCUCGUCGGACAGCAACUUCUACGAGAUCAGCACCAGCGAGGACCUGAAGGCGCUGUGGGACGCCGAUCUGGACGCGGACCCGCUGCUGGGGCAGCUCCGCUGCGGCCUGUACGACUCGGACGAGAGCUGGCCGCUGUCCGGGGCCCCGGCGGCGUCUCCCGGCGGCUGGCCCCACGUCGUCAUCCACGACCGGCUCAUGUCGGACGCGGCGGUGGCGACGGCGCCCAUCAAGACGGAGCACUCGUACAGCUACCCGAUGCCCGACUCGCCCUGCAGCCUGGCCGGCCGGCCUGACAGCGACGAGGAGGACGACGACAACAUGGACGGCGGCAGCCCGCGCGCCUCGGACCCGGGCGACGACCGCAGCCUCGACGGGGCGCGCAUGGCGGUGGUCAAGGACGAGCCUAUCAGCGACACGGAGUCCGGCGACGACUCCUGCUGCGCUUCUUCAGGGUCGCCGCCGUCGCCCGCCGGCUUCACGUGCCUGCCGCUGGCGAGCCGGCUGGAGCAGCACAGCGUGCUGAAGAAGUCUGCUGGGCUGCUGGACAGCCGCGCCCCCCUCCUGUCCAAGCUUGAGGUCAAGGUUGAGCCCGCGACGGCAGGGUUCCCGCUGCCGCCCACGCCGCCGUCCUCAGCCUGCAGCGACACGGAGGGCGUGUCUCCCGACGCCGACACCAGGCAGCGCCACUGUCGCCGGCAGGGCGCGCGCGUGUACCUGAGCGCCGGCCGGCAGCCCAUACAGUCGCCCCUCAUCAGCACGCAGAUGAAGGGCCUCAGCGGGACGCUGGUGCUGACGGACGAGGAGAAGAGAACGCUCGUGGCCGAGGGCUACCCGAUCCCCACUCGACUGCCGCUGUCCAAGGCAGAGGAGAAGGCUCUCAAGAAGAUCAGGAGGAAAAUAAAAAACAAGAUCUCGGCCCAGGAGAGCCGGCGCAAGAAGAAGGAGUACAUGGACUGCCUGGAGAAGAAGGUGGAGGUGCUGACCAACGAGAACUUUGACUUCAAGAAGAAGAUCGAGCUGCUCGAGGACAGCAACGCGGCGAUGCUGCGCGAGCUCAAGAAGCUGCAAGCCAUCGUCUCCAGGGACCUGCUGGGCUCCGGUUCCUGCGCGCUAAAUGUUCCACAAUACAUCGGAGCCAAGAGCGAGUUCAGCAGUAGACCUUCAAGGUCAUAAGUAUAGUGUAUCGACAGCCAGGGACGAAUAGCUGGCUCCGACACUAUUUGGCUGUUGCUAGUCUUCCAUUGCAAGAACGUGAAGCAUUGGCCCGAGUUCAAAUGUUUGUCAAAAACUACUCUGCUCACAAUCUUGAAGGGAAAUUUUUUAUUCGUCAAAGUGUUACUGCUGGUGAACUGUCACGGAAGUUUUGUUUUGUUGAAAUUGAGUGGUAGUAGUGAAUAAUGAAUAAACCAAAGUCGUCAAUCUGCAUUCCAUUUUAUAGGUAAUGGCAGCUGUUACUGAUAUCAAACUUAGUGUGGUGUGUAGUUGUUUUAUCUAUGCUAACGUUUUUUUUUGUGUUUCAUGUUAUUAAAUUAUUUGAAUUUUUAUAUUUGUGUAAAAUGGUAAUUUAAAAAAAAAUGUCUGUGUUCACAAUUCUCUAAAAAUAUUUUUAAAAAUGUGAAUAUCUUAAGUAGUUACAGUAAGACCUGUUGAUAACCACUUUUUGGUUAUCUGAUGAACUAUUUUGUGUAUCUGGAUUCUGACAGUUCAGGAGUGCUAAAGAAGAUACAAACUCGUUUAUCACAUGCCUUAUCAUUGCCUCCAUGAUAUAGGCGUUGGACUGGCGAGACUAAGGUCUGUCACUGACUCACAUUUAAUAGGAAUAUUAUGCAAUGAUCCUUUCAUCUUAUAACACAUUAACUAAGGCAAAAA
Molecule: messenger RNA, 2118 nt
Organism: Bacillus rossius redtenbacheri
Lineage: Eukaryota; Metazoa; Arthropoda; Insecta; Phasmatodea; Bacillidae
Product: cyclic AMP response element-binding protein A-like
Exons: 9
Coding region: 238-1422 (394 amino acids)
Biological process (GO): regulation of transcription by RNA polymerase II
Molecular function (GO): cAMP response element binding; DNA-binding transcription factor activity, RNA polymerase II-specific
Source: RefSeq, a predicted model, not a curated record